This is a messenger RNA of Histoplasma capsulatum G186AR, 216 nucleotides long. RefSeq names its product monothiol glutaredoxin-5. The coding region runs from base 1 to 216 and encodes 71 amino acids. Lineage: Eukaryota; Fungi; Ascomycota; Eurotiomycetes; Onygenales; Ajellomycetaceae. The record is from RefSeq and is a predicted model, not a curated record. The transcript is spliced from 3 exons.
AUGGUGGCAAGAAUAGGCAUGAACUCUCUUUUGAGGUUCCUCCCCAAGCCGAGAUCUGCUCUCAACAGGUCAUCCCCAUUCCUAAAUACUCUCCCAUCCCAAACCUGCUGGCUUUCCAAUGAAACAAAAGCAGCUAUUGACAAAGCAGUGGCAUCUGCACCAGUUUUACAUUUGAUGAUUAUCAAUAAAAUCCCUGGUUCUAUGUUUAGGUAUUAA